GCAGUGGCGGCGGCGACUCCUCCGUGUCCGUCUCCAGCUCUGGCUGUAGCUCCGGCCCGCGAUGCCCCACUCGGUGACCCUGCGCGGCCCUUCACCCUGGGGCUUCCGCCUGGUGGGCGGCCGGGACUUCAGUGCGCCGCUCACCAUCUCGCGGGUUCAUGCUGGAAGCAAAGCAGCCCUGGCUGCCCUGUGCCCAGGUGACCUGAUCCAAGCCAUCAACGGCGAGAGCACAGAGCUCAUGACACACCUGGAGGCCCAGAACCGCAUUAAAGGCUGCCAUGAUCACCUUACCCUCUCUGUGACAAGGCCUGAGAACAAGAACUGGCCCAGUGCACAUGACGACAAGGCUCAAGCACAUAGGAUUCACAUUGACCCUGAGUCCCAGGACUGCAGUCCAGUGACCAGCAGGCGGUCCUCAGUCUCUGGGUUUGGGCUGGACGACAACAGAUCAGGCCUGGGAUCUCCAUAUGGUCAGCCAUCUCGCCUUCCAAUCCCUCACAAUGGCAGCAGCAAUGAGGUCACCCUGCCAGCCCAGAUGAGCUCUCUGCAUGUGUCUCCACCUCCCAGUGCUGACACAGCCAGGGUUCUCCCUCGGAACCGGGACUGCAGGGUGGACCUGGGUUCAGAAGUCUACAAGAUGUUAAGGGAACCAGCAGAGCCAGUGGCCUCGGAACCCAAGCAGUCUGGAUCUUUCCGCUACUUGCAAGGGAUGCUAGAAGCUGGUGAAGGUGGGGAGCGGCCUGGGUCUGGUGGUCCCAGGAACCUCAAGCCAGCAGCCAGCAAGCUGGGUGCUCCACUGAGUGGCUUGCAGGGGCUACCAGAGUGCACGCGCUGUGGCCACGGGAUCGUGGGGACCAUCGUCAAGGCAAGGGACAAGCUCUACCAUCCCGAGUGCUUCAUGUGUAGCGACUGUGGCCUAAAUCUCAAGCAGCGUGGGUACUUCUUCCUAGAUGAACGGCUGUACUGCGAGAACCAUGCCAAGGCACGAGUCAAGCCGCCAGAGGGAUAUGAUGUGGUGGCCGUGUACCCUAACGCCAAGGUGGAAAUCGUCUGAGCUGGGAAAUCUUGCCUCGCCUGCCUCAUUUAAUGUCCCCCAAUGGCCUGUGUAAAUAUAUGUCCUCCUGGCCUCUCUAAUAAAGUCCUCUGCUUGCUGGUGUCUGGUCUGCCAACUUCCAGUACAGGCCAAGGCUCCAGUGUGCCGGAAGAUCAAUUCAGGUGCCAGGGCCAGGCAGGUCUCGUGUUGUUCCUGCAGCCUUGGUUGGAUGGCAGACUGUCAUAAGGGAUAGCUUCGUUAAUACUGAAGUCAGGUGCCACUGUGUAACAAGGAGUUUGACCUGUGUGAGCUUAGGAAAGAUGAUAGCUGAGACCCAAGAGAUGAGGGAGGCAAGAGUCGCCACAGAAUCAGGAAAUAUUCAAAGGUAAGCAUGGGCCGUGAAGGCCCUGGUGUGCCUGAUGUCGGUGUGAGUGGUCAGAGGUGGC
Molecule: messenger RNA, 1479 nt
Organism: Microtus ochrogaster (prairie vole)
Lineage: Eukaryota; Metazoa; Chordata; Mammalia; Rodentia; Cricetidae
Gene: Pdlim4
Product: PDZ and LIM domain 4
Biological process (GO): heart development; actin cytoskeleton organization; muscle structure development
Cellular component (GO): Z disc; stress fiber; filamentous actin
Molecular function (GO): muscle alpha-actinin binding; actin binding
Source: RefSeq, a predicted model, not a curated record